Messenger RNA from Scheffersomyces amazonensis, 3896 nucleotides. RefSeq lists its product as uncharacterized. Gene Ontology annotation, molecular function: protein binding. The transcript has a single exon. Gene Ontology annotation, cellular component: endoplasmic reticulum; cytoplasm; plasma membrane. The coding region runs from base 70 to 3888 and encodes 1272 amino acids. Lineage: Eukaryota; Fungi; Ascomycota; Pichiomycetes; Serinales; Debaryomycetaceae. The record is from RefSeq and is a predicted model, not a curated record.
AAUAGAGUAAGUUAAGACUAAUUGUGGCAGUAUAUGUGCCCAAUUAGUUAUUAAUUCUUAAGAGUAAAAAUGCUGUCAACAAAUAUUCCAGGAAAUACACCAAUUGGGAAAACUUCAGAAUCAAUUCCAAGUUCAACUCCAAUAUCAACUCCUACGCCAACUCCAGUAAGUUCUACCCCAUUAAAUUCCAAUGGGAAUGAUUCAACUUCAACUUCAACUCCAACUCCAACUCGUCAAAAAUCCAAGACUGGGAGAAGUAGUAGAUCUAGUACUUUAAGUCAAAGUACUAGACAAUUUAAAUUAAUUUCAGUUAAUUUUAAAGAAGCAGCCUUAGAUUCUCCUAGUUUUAGAGCAUCAGUAAAUCAUUUAGAUAUUCAAAUUGCUAAUAUUGAAAAAUGGUUAGUUGCAUUAACAAGUUCAGUUAAAAAAUUCCCAUCAUAUAUUAAAGAAGUUCAAUCAUUUUGUAAUUCAUUUUUAGAACAUUUAGUUCCAACUUUUCUUCAAGAUGGAUUAAUUGAUCAAGAAUAUACGGUUCAAUCAUUACAUACAACCCUUGGAGGAUUAAAAAAAUUAUGGGGAUUAAGUUUAAAUGCUCUUAAUGUAAAUUAUUUUAAUUUAGAAAAGACCAGUGGAAUUAUAACUAAAAAUAUAAUUAGAUAUAAAGAAUUAAGGAAAAAGUAUGAAAUAACUCAAGAAAAGUAUGAUACAUAUUUAGAUAUUUAUCUUUCAACAUCUAAAUCAAAAGAUCCAAUAAUGGUUAUGGAAGAUGCAAAACAAUUAUAUCAAGUUAGAAAAGAAUAUAUUCAUGCAUCACUUGAUUUAAUUAUAGAAUUAUGUGCUUUAGGAAAUUUAAUUGAUAAACUGUUGGUAGGUUUAAGUACAUAUAUUUGGAAAUCAAAAUUUUCUCAAUUUGUUAAUGAUUCAAUUGAUCCUUAUUUUAAAGAGCAGGCUCAUAAAAUAAUGAAAAUUCAAAGUUGGUGUGAUUCUUAUUCUGAAGCAACUGAUAAAUUAUAUUCUGAUAUGAUACUUGCAAGAGGUCAAGUUGAAGAAAGUUCAUCACUUCAAUUUGUUCCAUCAACUGAUAUUAGUGAUUAUAAAACGGCAUUAAUCAAUAAUAAAACUUUAAAUGAAAUUGAUGAAAAAGGGUUAGAAAAACAUGGAUAUCUAUUUAUGAAAACUUGGACAGAAAAAUCUUCUAAACCAAUAUGGGUUAAAAGAUGGGCAUUUAUUAAAGGUGGAGUAUUUGGAUUAUUAGUAUUAAGUUCAUCACAAACUUUUGUACAAGAAACUGAUAAAAUUGGUAUACUUUUAUGUAAUGUAAAGUAUACUCCAAAUGAAGAUAGAAGAUUUUGUUUUGAAUUAAAAACAAGUGAUAUGACUAUUGUAUUUCAAACAGAAACUUUUAUUGAAUUAAAAUCUUGGUUAAAAGUAUUUGAAAAUGAAAGAAAUCGAAUUUUACAUAGUGAAGAUAAUGAUGAUAUAUUUAAUAUAGCAUCAGGAAGAUAUCCACCAAUAGUUGCUGAAUUUGCUUCAACUGCUAAUACAACUGUUGAUCGAGAUUUAACUAAUACUAGAAUUAUGAAUUCAAUGGGACAAAUUGUUACAUCAAGUAAUCUUUCAAAUCAUAUUAGAAAAGAUGAGAAAUAUUUUCAAAAACAUCUUUAUUAUCAAAUACCUCAAAUAAGACCUCCAUUUAUGACAGAUACAACUAAAUCAUCAAUAAUUUCUUUUGGUUUAACUGCUGCUACUUCAUUACCAACAGCAUUAACUGCAAAUUUAUGGGGAUCAGUAAAUUGGGGGAUAUAUUAUCUUCAUGAUGCUAUACAAGAUCAUGAACAUAAUGAUGCCACUAAUGCAAGACCAGAACAAGAACUUAUUGAUAAACAAUGUUCACCACAAGGAGAUUCAGGAUUAUAUUAUCCUGAUUAUUAUCCUCCAUCAUUAGUACCACUUGAUAUUCAAAUGAGAGCAUUAUUUGAAACUGCUGUUGAACAAGGUGAAUAUUGUAUUGUAUCAUUUAGAUGUAUUUGGUCACCUAAUUCAAGACAAGAAUUAAGUGGUAGAUGUUUUAUUACCAGUCAUCAUAUUUACUUUUAUAUGCAAGCUUUAGGAUUUGUAGCAUUAUUUAAAGCAUUUGUUGGUCAUCUUGUUGCAGUAGAUUAUAGUGCUCAAAAACAUUUUGAUUUACUUAAAUUAUAUACUGUUAAUGGAGUUAUUAAAACUAAAUUAUUUCUUGAUGAUGGGAAAUUAAUUAAACAAAAAUUAGUUUAUUUAAUUAAUAAUUUAGCUAGUGAAACUCCUAAAAAAUUUAAAGAACUUUUACAUGAUUUAGCAUUAAUUGAACAAAAAGUUCAUACUGAAAAUAAAGAUCAACAAAAAUUAAAAUUAAUUAAUCAAAUUUCAAGAAGUUUAAGUGAAGAAGGUAAAGCUAAACUUAAUUUUCAAAAUUUAGAUUCAAGAGGUGAUAAAGUUCCUUCAUUUGUUUCUACUGAUUCUACAAAACUUGAAGUAUUUAAAUAUGAUUUUUCAAGAGAUUAUAAUUAUGUAUUUGAAAGAACUUAUGAUUUACCUCCUAAGGCAAUUUUUCAUGCAUUACUUGGUGAUGAUUCUAUUAUAUUUAAAGAUCAUACAACAUUUGCAAGAUUAGAAUGUUUUAUAAAGAAACCUUGGAGUACAUCUCCAAAUGGUAAUUUAUAUCGUACAAUUAUAGCACCAGCCAAUUAUGAACAACGUAGAUUAGAUUUAAGAAUUGAUCAAGAAAUUGAUAAUAUGGUUGAUAAUCAAUAUUAUACAUUUACUCAUACAAAAUCCAAAAUGAAACUUUUCUUAGGAUCAAAAUUUUCUGAAACUUUUAAAUUUGCUAUUAUUGGAAUUGCUGGAAAGCAAUGUAAAGUAUAUUUUUAUACAAAGACACAAUUUGAAGGUUAUCAAGUAAUGAAUCCAUUUAUUCAUGAAUUUUCUAAACAAUUAGCUUCUAAUCAAAUUAAACAUUUAGAUAAAAGACUUCAAUUGGUUGUUAAAGAAGUAGGAAAUCAUGGAAUGAUUGUUAAAUCUAUUUAUCUUUAUGGUAAAUUAAGUCAUACAUCAAUAAGUGAAAAGGAAGAAAGAUAUCCUGUAAUUAGUAUUAGUUUAAUAAGUGUUAUGAAAAUGAUAUUUUUUAAAUUAAUGGUUACAACUACAAAGGGAUUAUUUCAAGUAUAUGAUAUUGCUUAUAAUACUGUUUUAAUAUUUAUUAAAGGAAUUCGAAUGAAUCAAGUUUUAUUAAUUAUAAUUGGAUUCUUAUGUCUAACUAAUUUAUUCUUUGCAGGAAAGACAUCUGCUACUUAUUGGACAGUUAGAAGAGCUAAUCAAAUAGCACAUGAGUAUAUAUUUUCAGAACCUAUGAUGUUAAAGAGAGCAGUCUAUUUACAAGAUAUUCAUGAUUUAAUUGAAAAUAAUUAUUCAAUUAUAUCAAUUAACGAAGACAAAGAUAAGGAAAAAGAUGAAAAUGAAAAUGAAGAAAUUAAAAGAAAUAGUACUAGUAAUAAUAAAUCUUUAUGUUAUAAGAAUUUUAAGGAAAAGUCAUUUAUGUUAAAUUAUGAUCAACCCAAUUUUUGGGAUUUAGAAACUAUUAAUGAACCUGGAGAAGCCCUUAAAAAACAAUUCAUAGAUAUUGGAGUUAAAAGGCAUGAAUUAAUAGUUCAAUUAAAAAUUUUAAAUGAUAUGGAACGAGAAAUUGCUCAAGCAGAAUGGCAAAAUUUUUUAUUAUCAGAACUUGAACGAUGUGAAUAUGUUAGUUCUAAUAUUUUAAAGAAUAUUGGUAUUGAUGGAAUUGAACAAGGGAUUGAAUCGGUAGUUGAUUAUUGUCGUGAUUGUUCUAAUCAAUUAAGUAAAUUAAAUCUUCUUUAAGUAUAUAU